GGGAUUCCAAAAAUUUUAAACAUGAUGUCAAAAGUGACGUCAUAACAUAACAAACUAAAUAAAGAUGGUGACCACAGAAUGUUCCACUUGAAAUUUUUGCUUUUUGUUGGAUUUUGUUGUAAGGUGUUUGGUGAGGAUGGGAACCAGGCUGGAAGAAAUCAGCCGCCAAAUAAAGGAUCGGAUUGCAUCCGGCGGAUAACAACACAAGUGGCUCGUUAUUUUUGGAAGCUGCAGAGCCGACGGAUCGACUACCGAGAGAGAAACAACCGGGUGUUUGCCGACAUCCCUUUCCUUCAUCUGACGACUGUUUAUGGCUGGACAAUGCGAGGGAAGCAGGGGCGGAUAUCUCAGGCGCGGGAAGAUGGCCGGGGGAUCAUCACGGAGUAUAUGAUCCAGUACCUGAAUAGCGACGGAAACUGGACGUACAUUAACAACUCUAAGACUGGUAAACAGAUUUUUGCCAACCUUGGAAACAUUGCCGUCCCUGACACUAUAACGAGCGUCACUCUAGCUAACCCUGUGACGACGCUGGUGUUACGCGUCAUUCCUGAACUCUGGGAUGGCGUCCCCUAUAUGAUGAUGUCAAUCCAGCACUGCGCAGACACCGAUAUAGCCGAAAAGAACCCGAUCUUGCCCCUACAGCUUGCACACAACUCCGUGAAGAAAAAUCUAGAGGAUCAAGUGAAGAAGAAGAUCCAGAAUAAGAUUUCCCGCCUCCAGCAGAAAGUGAAGCUGAUGAAGCAGAAGAUGGCGCAUCAACAUCAGCAUCAUAAUAACAAGGUCCAGACAAUUCACCGAGGGGGAAAGGCUGGCAAACAUAAAUCUGAAAAUCACAGGACUAAUCACAAGAAACAAUUUAGUAAAAGUAAACAUAGGAAACCUAAAAAAGUGAACAAUAAACAGACGAAACAGAAUGGAAAUCACAAAGCUGGAGACAAACACUCAAAAUCAAACGUUAAACAAACCAAAGAAAGACGGAACACCAGACAAGGCACGCUGGUGGACUAUCAUGGGUAUGGUCUUGCAAUUGAUGACUUUGAUGGAAGACUGAAACGUGAACAAGGGAAGGAUGCCAAGAGUAAGGAUACGGACAAACAUAAAACCCAGAACAAAAAUCAAAGACGGAAGGGUAAAAAGACAAAGGGAAACAACAAAAACUCAAAACAAACAAAGAAGCCAGAGAGAAAACACCGGAAAAAUGAUAAACAACAUGGGAAAAGCAAUAAAAAGAAAUCUCACAAAAAAGUUGCCCCAAAACAACCCAAAAAGCAAAAACCUAAGGGAAAACAUAAAGAGGGGAAAUCACACCCAAAGAAGAGCAAAAAAAUCGAUCGAUUGUCCAAGAAAAUUGACAGAACAGUUAAAAAGUUAAAUCAGCUGAAGAAAGAAAUUCAUGAUAUAGACAAAAAACCUCCAAAGAAAGGGUCAAAGAAGGUCAAGGUCAAUAAGCCGCAGACACCUACACCGGAAGUGACGAAAAACAACACGGUUAAGACCGAGGCUGAGAGUGUCGCACCUGCCAAAAACCAGCCAUCACAGAAAUCAGAAGCAAUGAAACAAAUUGAGAAACAAGAUAAUGUGGUCACCAAGACUGCUUACGAAUCCUGUCGGCUAAUGCCCGUCUGGAGAUAUGGCAGCACGAAUUUCCAACCAGACGACACGUUUUCCGCGCUAGCUGACAACAGACAAGCCUGGCGAGCUAUGUACGGACUGGGCAUUCAGCCAUACAGAUUUAGAAUCCCGGAGCGGUAUCAAAAGUCCCGAAAUCAGAAAUACUACCUGGAAAUUGAUUUUAAGAAAAUUACAAAUGUUUUUGGGUUGAAAGUGGCCGGAAGUAGCUCCCAGGCUCAAUGGGGCAUUAUAACAAGGUUCUCUUUAUAUCACAAAAGGAAAGAAUCAGAUCCAUGGCAGGGUUACGUAGAUCAUCUUAACCAGCACCGGGUAUUUGAAAUUGGUUCCCGGGAAAAGGGUAACGCGCAUGCUCCGUCUGUGUUUAAACUUGAUGUACCAGUGACGGCCAAGGCAAUCCGAAUAUAUCCAGAAAGAUGGGUUUCGGCACCCCUCAUGGUUGUAGACCUCCUGACGUGUGAAACCAGCUAUAAACACUAAAAUAUUCAAAGUUGAAUUAACAACUAUAAAGAAUUCAACACAGAUUGGAAGCAAACUAUUUUAAAAAUCAAUAUAACUGACAAAAGCAUUACUUUUGUAUCCCACCAUCCACUAUUCAACAUCUUUUACCCGAAAAGUUAAAGUUGUGACUCAAAUAAAACCUUGAUCUUUACUCAGUAAAUUUAAUAAACUAGUACAAGUACAAGCUAUAAAUAAUUUAAUUGAUUUUAUUCCUUAGCACAAGACUGUAAUUAAGUCCCACCCUCUUUGAAUCCACUUCAUUAAUCACUAAAUCCCCAUUGUCCAGUAUAGAAGUCGUCAUCUCUAAGAAAGGUUAAUAUUUGAAUUACUGAAUCUAGCAGACAAUGCAAAUAAAAAACAAAACAGCUGAUGCUCUCGGUCGUUCAAACUCCAGAUUGAUUUAGAAAGAAGGCUUUGGAAGGUAUUGUUUAAGAACUAUGCUCGCUC
Molecule: messenger RNA, 2577 nt
Organism: Saccostrea cuccullata (small rock oyster)
Lineage: Eukaryota; Metazoa; Mollusca; Bivalvia; Ostreida; Ostreidae
Exons: 6
Coding region: 79-2109 (676 amino acids)
Source: RefSeq, a predicted model, not a curated record